UUUCACACCGGCCAAGCAUGUGGCGAGCUUUGUAGAUGAGUUUUCAUCGGAGGACGAGGACCAAUAACCUCUUUGACAGGACUCGAAGGACCGCACCCGGCGCGCGAUUCGUUCAAUUUCUUCAUGCACAUCUCCGGUAAAUGGAUCGCGAAGCGAAUGCGACGCACUUGCCACGUGUGAAAUUUAUUUCGUAGCCGUCUGUUCUAAUUUUUGAAAAUAUCUUUGAAGUUUGAACAAGCUCCACUUGAUUCCUUGCUGAUAUAAUUAAUAAACAUCCCCUUGUGCGGUACGUAAAUAAAAAAAAAACCAGUUUACGCCGCGACCAGGUUCGUCUCACUCAUAAACACACGAGAUUAAUAUCUCGACAAUUAAUUGUAUUUUGCAGAUGUAUGUAUAUAUCAUCUGAAUAAUAGCGCCGUAUCGCAAGCGAACGGUGAAUUAUCUUGACAUCGUGCACUCUCUCGGACAUAACAGAACAAUUUACUCGAUCUGUGAAAUUACGCAACACGGACGGACAUUAAAUCAUUUCGCUCAGCUAGGCUGCGAAAAAAGAGAGACACAGAGAGAAAAAGAGAGGGAUAGGGUAGCACGUCGACAUUACAUUUUGCAACGCGCGAACACCGCAUGCAGUUUAUAUCUCGCGUUACGCCUCUGUAAUAUCGAUCUGAGCGGCCAGUGGACAUGCGUUUAGCGCUUUUAACUUCAUUGUGACAGAUGCCCUGUCCGGGGUAUCUCGUUUGAAGUGUCUCGUCGGCAGGAGCGCUAUGCACGCGAUGAUCGCGAAAGAUAAUGUGACACAGCCUCGCGACGCGUAGCUCACGGAAUUACAGAUUCGUGAAAGGAAAUCAUGUGUCGCGUGUGUGCUCGUUGACGGAGCGACGAGGCACCGCCGAGGGCCGCCGACCAGUGUCUGGAACAUGUGCCUUUGCUACGACUAAGAACCCCGUUAAUCUGAAAAAACAUGACUGCCAUAGGCGAUGUGCAAGCCUUGCAGACUCUGACAGUUUACACCAGCGAUGUAAACAGCGUCGACUUCGCCGGUGAUUGCGUACUGGUAACGGGAUCCGGGGACAAACGCGUCCGGGUUUGGGAAUGGCAGCCCGGCGCUGGCUACGUGGAGGCUUACUUCUCGCCCCUGAUGGGGCACAAGUAUGGCGUGACCUCAGUCAAGGUCAGCCCCCAGUCCACUAUGUUGGCCACCUCCAGCAUAGACGGUACCACGCUGCUCUGGAACUUGCGUACGGGAACGAAGAUACACACUCUGGUGCAAAUGGGCGGCGAGGCGGUGAGAGUCUGCAGAUUUUCGCCCGAUUCGACAUUGCUCGCGACUGCUGGAGAUAACGGGCAAGUUUGCAUCUGGGAUUUGAUUCAUCGCAAUUUGAUCAGAUGUUUUCAAAAGCACGAGGGUGCAGUGCAAAGCCUGUCUUUCUCACCAGACUCGAGCUGGCUGAUCACCUCGUGCACACUGGGCGUCUUAAAGCUGUUCUCCACUGCCGAACUGAUUGACACUUAUACUUCUAGCAAUCAUGAAAUCGUUGAACUCGUCUCAAUCGAUGAUGCUCACGACAUGGGGGUGGUUUCCUGCGAUUUUUCGACCUUCCAAGAAGUCACAUGUAACGAGCCGUACACAAAGCUUUAUCAACUGGUUUCGUGCGGCAACGAUCAUGACGUGAAGUUAUGGGAAGUCACGGUCAGCCAGAAUAAAUGCGAGGCCCAACCCUCUACUGCCACUGUACAGCUUUGCAGAGUAAUGGAAAAGCACAGUAGUGCCUUAACUUGCGUCCGUUUUAGCAGCAACGGAUUAUAUAUUGCCAGCUGUGGCCUCGAUAAAACGGCAGUAAUUUGGGAGACGAGCUCAGGAAAGGUCGUGACGAUAAUCUCCGGUCACAAUAGAUACGUAGCUUGCUGCGCUUUUUCACGCGAUGGAAACUUAUUAGCGACAGGCUCUAACGAUAAAUCAGUAAUUGCGUGGGACUUAACAGGAAACUUAACUAUCGAUUCGGAACUCUCGAGAAACAUUGGCACAAAGUGGUUCGUGAAUGAUCCCGAAAAGAGUACCAUGCACGAACACGAUGUAAUGAGAAAUGUCGAAACGUACGCUAACGAGGUGAGAUUGAUUCAAAGAUUGGAGGAGCACAACGGUGCGGUAAACAGCGUUGCUUUCCAUGGAAAUAAUCUUGUAGCAUCGGCGUCAGGUGAUAAACUAGUGCGCAUUUGGAGCAUCGAAACAGAAGAAGAGGAUGGGGAGGAAGUGAUCAAAAUACAUGAAAAAUCAUUUAGUCCGCUCGACGCUCACACUUACAGCGUCAAUUACGUGGAAUUUAGCCCGUGCGGUUCGAUGCUUGCUUCCUGCUCUCUUGACGGAACGACUUUAGUUUGGAAUACAGAAACCGGAGAUCAAGCAAAACCCUCUUUCGUCAAUUCCGGGACGGGCAUCCGGGUAUGCCGGUGGUCACCUGACGGCACAAAGAUUGCCACCGCUGGUGACGACGAGAAGACAACGUUAUGGGACGUGGAAUCUAUGGAUCAGUUACAUCAACUUUACAGUGUCUUCGAAGGCCACGCCGACGCGAUAUCCGCCAUCGCAUUUACACACGAUUCCCGAUACUUAGUAACCGCAUGCAACGAGGGCACUUGGCGUCUCUUUGAAAUUUUAGACGAAAAAAGCGGUUCCGAGGCACUGAUGGUUUGUGAUGCGAGUCACGAUUUAGGUGUCCAAGGAUGCGACUUCAGCCCUACUCCAUGCUCUAUGAUGUGCAGUUCCAAGAAUUUUUCAUUAAAUAAUACAAAUAUCGGCGAUUAUCAAUUGCUUGUAGCGAGAGAUACAGAUGUGAACCAACAGAUAUAUCUACUGGCAACGUGCGGCAACGAUGCAUUAGUUAAACUAUGGCAUAUAAUUAUUUCAAACGAUCCAUCAUCCGAUUCGGAUGGCAUCCGAUCGAGCAAUGGAAUGCGUUACAAAGAGAAGAAGUCCUUGACUGGGCACGGUGGAAACGUGAUGUGCGUCCGUUUCUCGCCCGUUCAUGGAGAAGUUCUAGGUAGCGUCGCGACAGAUAGAACAGCUCGCAUAUGGAGCGUGUUUUCCGGAAGCUGUUUAUACGUCCUGGAAGAUCAUGAUAGUCUUGUUACAUCUUGCGCAUUUUCCGAAGACACGUCGUUCUUUGCUACAGGCGCAUUGGACAAAACUGUCUUGGUUUGGAAGGUGCCUCAACAAUUAGUGUCGCACAGUAAUUUGAUGGAUAGCUUGAGAAACAAGAAGAAGAGGGUUGCAGACUGGAAACUAUACGAUACUUUGAAGUGGCUGAAUGACAUUGAAUUGUCCAGAUUGUCCAGAAAAGUGCUUGCUCUAGGAUUGACUGGACGGCACUUGCUAUCCGUGUCGGAGAACGAACUGAUAUCCCGAUUGGAAAUCGAAGACGAUGAAGAGGCGAUGGAAAUAUUGAAGAAGCAAUUAUAUUGGCUGAAGCGUGAAGAUUGCAAUGUUAUGGAGAAUAUAGACGAGUCUGAGAUUCCUCAUGAAUUCUUGUGUCCUAUAACGCAUGAGAUAAUGAAAGAACCUGUGCAGUGCUCAGAUGGAUUUACUUAUGAGAGGGCAGCCAUAAACGAAUGGUUCCUAUGUGGAAAAUAUACCAGUCCAAUGACGAACGAGCCAUUGCACGAUACUUCUUUUACCCCAAAUUUCGUUCUCAGAAAUGCUAUACUCACUCUACUUCACGGAGAAGGACCACAAUAGUAAUGACAUUUUACGCACCUACGGAAGAAAAAGAAAAAAAAACAGCGCACGUGUUGAUAACUUUUAUGGUACACAGUAAGCAAUUUUAUUCUACGGUACGUUAGACAUUCAAGAUCUGGUGAUUUUAACGCAAUAAGAUUCAUUCUCUUUACAAGAAUCGAAAAAAAGUUUGAAACAUCGAUCGGUAUCUGCGGACCAAUAUUACACACGUAUAAAAAUAUAAACGACUCAGUAGCAAUUUCGUAAUUAAAAAAAAUAUCCGCGAAAGGAUACCACGUGAGGACUGAAGGAAGUUACAAUUCCUGAUCUUUUAUUUCAAGGAGUUUUGAAAUUGGAAUUAUUGGAGAUAUGCUUAGAGAGAACACGUUUUAACAGUAAUUAAGGAGCAUUGUAGCAUCAUAACUUUUACCGAGAGGCGGUGCGUAUCUAAGAACCGCUGAUUGAUAUGUUAUCGAUAUUAAGAAGCAAUGUCUAGAAAUGAGAGAGAAUAUUGUCGAAAGAUUUCCGAACAUUCGAUGAUAUAGCGCGUGUACAAUACACGCAACGAUCCAGAUACCUGAUGCAAAGCAACAAGUACAAGUUUACAAAAAUUUAUGGACAAUCUUCGAGAUUUAUGGAUAUAGCGGUGUGGCGUUGGUCUAAAUAUCAGAUAUUACAGAGUAGUCGAACGUACAUACGUAUACAUGUAGCUAGAAACAUAUCGAGAAUAUACCGAUUUUAUAUACGGUUCUAGGCAUAAACGAGAAAUUUAAGUUCUCGAAUCGAGUUGAACGUGGAGUGUUUUUGUCGUUCUCUUUUGCAUCUCCAUUCCAAAUUUUUUAUAACUCAAAUAACCCGCGCGUUUUCUCAGCUGAAAAGAUUUGAUCCCAUGUAACGAGACGAAUGGUUUAUGAUUUUACGUGAGGAGUUCUUGAUAUCAAUAUUAAAUAAAGGCUAAUUUCGAGUCUAAGAUUGCAUUGACAGGGUUAACUUUGCAUCAGAGAAAUAAUUUAGAGAUUAUUUAGUGUAGAAGAAAAAUGGAUUUCCGAAGCUUUUUGACUAUUUUUUUGAAUGCUAAAUGGCUCUAACAAUUUCUACUGCAUUGCAAAGUUACAAAUCUUUAUCUUACAAUUGUUGAAACUUUUAAGUACUGAAACUAAUUGAAAACCAAGUUUUCAAUUUAUAUAGUGAAUAAAUAAAUUCUGCGCGUUAUAACGUUUUAGAAUAAAUAUGCUACUUAGUAGUAUAGAAAUAUUUGUGCCUAACGUAACGACGAGGAGUUAUCGUAUUUCUCGAGAUAUUAAGGAGACAUCUCGAUUUUUUAAUCUACGGCAUUAUCGCGUUUUAUCAAAUAUUUAUUUUCUAAAAUAUAACUUUGUAAUAUAUAUUAAAUAAAAAAUUAUGUUAACAUAUGCGUGUAAUAAUAAUGUAACUUUUUAUUCGCAAAUAUUACAAUAGUUUAAUUGUAGAUUUUUUAAUUUAUUUGUUGCACUAACAUCUAACAAAGAUUUUCUUUUUUGAUAUGUCAAUUGUUAUCAAUAACAAGCACAAAGUGCUUUUUAAUAUUGAUUAUCGUAAAUGCUGUAGAUCUUGUUAUACACUUUUUAGAUCGACGAUAUAUGAAUAUAAAUAACUAUAAUCAUUUUAUAAUAACACUAUAUUAACUCUUAUAAUAGUUUUAAGUGUUAUAAACAACAAUUACGAAAACUGUAUAUAAAAUUGUAAUAAAUGACAGGAUAUGCGUGUGUAUCGCUUGGAGGAACGUAAACCGUCGAUUUUUUUUCUCUCUCUGAGACAUCAGUCAGAGGUGAUUAAAAAAACUCGUUUCUAAUCAGCGUUUACGCACAGGUUUUUACAUAAUUUCUACGAAUUUUUCGAUCACCCAUUACGAACACGGUUUUGUAAUUGUAUGUCUUCAAAUUGUCACUCGAAUUUAAAGUCUGUAUUUCUGUGAUAUAAUUGAGAAAUCGUUUGAAACUUGUUAUGUAUCGGAAGAAGUUUUUAGCAGUAGUAACGCGAUCGAGAAUAGCACGUUUAUAAUCGCGCUAUUGAAGAAAGUCCGACUCGCAAUCGAGCUUGAGCGUUAAGCGAUUUUACAAUUGUAAGCGUGAUUUUUCUGUAUAGCUAUAUACAAAUAAUAAAAUAUAGAAUAAUAUUAAUAGA
This is a messenger RNA of Solenopsis invicta (red fire ant), 5875 nucleotides long. RefSeq names its product WD repeat, SAM and U-box domain-containing protein 1. The transcript is spliced from 18 exons. The record is from RefSeq and is a predicted model, not a curated record. Lineage: Eukaryota; Metazoa; Arthropoda; Insecta; Hymenoptera; Formicidae. Gene Ontology annotation, biological process: protein ubiquitination. Gene Ontology annotation, molecular function: protein binding; ubiquitin-protein transferase activity. Bases 962 to 3733 code for a protein of 923 amino acids.